UGGUACUCAGUAAAAUCCCCGUUUUCAUCCUUGUGUUUGCACACGUACACUUCCGUGUUGCAUUGCAAUGGUUACCAUGCAAACUCGAAAAUAAUGACUGUCAAAACGUUUGUAAGGUGCUUGUACAGUCUACUGAAACCCAUGCUGUUCCUGCUACUGAUCAGCCUCCCUCUGGGAGUCCUGCUCUUCUACGCACUGAGGAGAAGAGUCCAGCAGGUAGGCCGGCGUCAGUACGCUCACCUGAGGGAGCGAGGCCAGGACGGGAGAAAGCCGGUGGUGGUAGGCUUCUUCCACCCGUACUGCAAUGCGGGAGGGGGCGGGGAGCGGGUGCUGUGGUGUGCCAUCGCGGCUCUGCAGGAAAGGUAUUCCUAUGUGAGGUGUGUAGUCUACACAGGUGACAGUGAUGUCAGAGGGGAGGAGAUCGUACGCAAAGCCAAGCAGCGCUUUAACAUCACCCUCACCAAACCCGUGGAGUUCGUCUUCCUCAAGAAGCGUCAUCUUGUCGAGGCCGAGACUUACCCUUUCUUCACCCUCCUGGGCCAGAGCCUGGGCUCCGUGAUUCUGGGCUGGGAGGCCCUGACGAACUGCGUCCCGGACGUCUACAUUGAUUCCAUGGGUUACGCAUUCACCCUCCCGCUUUUUAAGUUCCUCGGGCUGUGCAAGGUGGGCUGCUACGUGCACUACCCGACCAUCAGCACCGACAUGCUGAGCCGCGUCGCGCAGCGGACAGCCACGUACAAUAAUCCAGGCUUUGUCGCGAGGAGCCGUGUGCUCAGCUCUCUCAAGUUGGUCUACUACCGCCUGUUCGCGCGGCUCUAUGGCGUCAUGGGCGCGCGCAGUGACGCGGUGAUGGUCAACUCGUCGUGGACUAAUGGACACAUACAAGACAUCUGGCGGGUACCGGAGCGGACAAGCGUCGUGUACCCGCCGUGCGACACGGACGCGUUCCUCCAACAGCCGUUGGCGCCGGAAGAGGGACGCAAGAAGCACGUCAUCGUGUCCAUCGCGCAGUUUCGACCGGAGAAGGACCAUCCUCUACAAGUCAAAGCCUUCAACGAGCUCCUGCGGCGGUAUCCAAUCAAAGAGCGCGAGAGCCUCAAGUUGGAGCUGAUUGGCAGCUGUCGUAACCAAGGCGACGCUGAUCGCAUCGACAUGCUGCGCGAGAUGUGCGAGGAAUUCAACAUCCGCCCAAAUGUGGAUUUCCUGCUGAACAUUUCAUUUGACGAUCUCAAGGCACAUCUGUCUGCUGCCACCAUUGGUUUGCAUACUAUGUGGAAUGAACACUUCGGUAUAGGUGUAGUGGAAUGCAUGGCCGCAGGGACAGUCAUCGUUGCCCACAACUCGGGAGGCCCCAAGAUGGAUAUCGUGGUGGACGUCGACGGCAAGAUAACGGGGUUCCUCGCGGACGACGUGAAGAGCUACGCCGACGCCAUGGAAACCAUCCUCAAGAUGACGCCGGAGGAACGGCUGGAGAUCCGACAGAGCGCGAGGGAGUCAGUGGGACGAUUCUCGGAGCAGGAAUUCAAAAACGGUUUCCUUGCUGCGACAGAAGUGCUAAUAAACUAAUUAAACAAAAUGUGGCCUUUUUGACCAACUUUAAAAUAUCCCGUUUCAAGCAGGUAGUGACAAAAUCGAUGUGCAUGCUGAAUCUAUCGAAUAUUUGAAUAUGUGAGCAUCUAAUGAAUAUCCGUAUAGCAUUUUUUUUUAUUCAAAUAUUUGACAAAUGCGACCGGUGUCGAGAAGAUGAAGAGAAAGGCCUGUGAUGUCAUUUCAAUCAUAUAUUUACCCUAACUCCCUAGCGUCUUUUACUCGGGAA
This is a messenger RNA of Patiria miniata (bat star), 1816 nucleotides long. It is a transcript of the gene alg11, whose product is annotated as GDP-Man:Man(3)GlcNAc(2)-PP-Dol alpha-1,2-mannosyltransferase-like. Gene Ontology annotation, biological process: protein N-linked glycosylation. The transcript has 4 exons. The coding region runs from base 94 to 1566 and encodes 490 amino acids. Gene Ontology annotation, molecular function: GDP-Man:Man(3)GlcNAc(2)-PP-Dol alpha-1,2-mannosyltransferase activity. Gene Ontology annotation, cellular component: endoplasmic reticulum membrane. NCBI's taxonomy places the organism in Eukaryota, Metazoa, Echinodermata, Asteroidea, Valvatida, Asterinidae. The record is from RefSeq and is a predicted model, not a curated record.